AUGGAGCACUCAAACUGGCAAACUGAUUGCUCAACUCUCAAACAACGUAGUAAAUACGCUUUUGACAAUUCAAUGUUCUGCGAUGUUGAGUUUUCCGUCGUGGAUAAUGGCGGAAACAAAGUGCAAGUCCCCGCCAACAAAUACGUGCUGUCSCUGACAAGUCCUUUCUUUGCUGCCAUGUUUUACGGCCAACUUGCUGUGAAUAAACCAGUCAUCGACUUACCAGAAUGCACGAAGGAUGGUUUGAAUCARAUGAUGUGUUUCGCUCAUACGGACGAAGUGAACCUAACAGAGGAAAAUGUAAUGGAAGUCCUUUACCUUGCCGACAAGUUCAUCAUACCAUCUUUGGUUGAAAAGUGUCGAAAAUACCUCAAGAAGUUAGACCUAAAACCUGAAGAUGUGCUCAACGUUUUGCCUCUGAUACAGAAAAUAGGCGAUAAAAACUUGCAAGAGUAUUUCUGGAGCAUAGUUGAAGUGAAAUCCAGUCAAAUCAUUUCAUCAAAUGGCUUUUUGGAUAUUUCUCGAGAAUUGCUUUGUCAAAUCCUUCAAAGAGAAAUUCUUGAUAUCAAAGAAAUUGAGAUCUUCCAAGCAGUUGAUAAGUGGGCUACUAAAAGAAUUGAGGAAAAGGGWUUGGUUCACAGUGGCAAAGUCAAGAGAGCCAUCCUUGGACUAGAUGUUAUAAGACAAAUUAGAUUCCCUCUGAUGACCCACAAGGACUUUGCUGAAAUUGUUCUACCUUGCAAGAUACUKAUAAACACUGAACUAAUAGAGUUGUUUCAAAUAUUYCAUAAAGUUUCUCCAGAAACAAAAACGUUUAUUACUAAACAACGCUGCAUGGGUGAUCUUUUGAUCCCAAACUUACGAUUCAACCACGUUGAAGAUGGAGAUUUCACGAGUAACAUYGUGAGAUCUCUUGGUCUGUUUACUGAUGCCUUGCAUUUCACGAUCAACAAGUCCCUUUAUCUAGUUGGAGUUGUCUGCUUUGGAAAGCAAGGAACGGAAUAUGAUGUUGGGCUAACUGUYUACAAAAAUAAUCAAAUCGCCCAUGAAGUGUAUUCGCAGUACGUCACMGAAAGAGAAAUGAUAGACAAUUUAUAUUAUGGAUUUACUGUUACUAUUGACAAGCCRUUGAGAAUUGACCCAAGUGACGUUUGCACCAUCAGUGCUAAAAUAGUUGGUUUGUUUUCYUUUAGGGGUAAACAAGGCAAUGAAGUUGUGAUGAGCUCUGAYGGUUUUAUCAUAACAUACAAGGAUUCUAAGCAAAGCACUUCYACAAAUGUCUCUCAAGGACAAUUUCCAACYCUUCUUUUUAGAAAAUUGUGA
Exaiptasia diaphana is the source of this 1323-nucleotide messenger RNA. Its product is annotated as BTB/POZ domain-containing protein 6-B. Lineage: Eukaryota; Metazoa; Cnidaria; Anthozoa; Actiniaria; Aiptasiidae. Gene Ontology annotation, molecular function: protein binding. The coding region runs from base 1 to 1323 and encodes 440 amino acids. Gene Ontology annotation, cellular component: cytosol. Gene Ontology annotation, biological process: neurogenesis. The transcript has a single exon. The record is from RefSeq and is a predicted model, not a curated record.